AUGAGAGUUCUUGGGUCAAGUCAGGUGCUCCUAUCGGAGAGUUUUAUUACGCAAUUGCACAAAAGAGUAAAGUCUAUGGAUUUCCAGGAGGGAUUUGUCACACAGUUGGUGUUGGGGGACAUAUUAGCGGAGGUGGAUUUGAAAAUCCAAGGGAGAAGACCUCUUUGGGCUAUUAGAGGAGGGGGAGGCUCAAGCUUUGGAGUCAUUCUGGCAUGGAAACUUAGGUUGGUUCCUGUUCCUCCAUUUGUAACAGUUUACAGGGAAUCAAAGACCAUAGAACAAGGUGCAACCAAAUUUGUAUCUAAAUGGCAAGUUAUAGCAGAUAGAAUUCCUAAAGAGCACUUCCUGCGUUUACUUGUACAAGUUGCAAAUGGAGCUGGUAAAAAUGAUGGAAAAACUAUUACAGUUAUAUUCAAUUUCUUGUUUCUUGAGACAUUUGAGAAACUUCUCCCUUGGAUGCAAGACAAUUUCCCAGACUUAUGUUUAGACCAGACCAAAUUCACGGAAAUGAGUUGGAUUGAAUCUGUUCUAUACUUUGAAAGCCUCCCAAGUAACGAAGUAGACGUCUUGCUUCAGCGGACUGAACCAUCUAAGAGAUUCUUCAAAGCAAAAUCAGAUUAUGUGACAGAACCAAUUUCAGAAGCUGGCUUGGAAGAUUUAUGGCAAAGAAUGCUUCAACUGGAGGCAUCCGAUUUGAUAUUGACACCUUAUGGUGGAAGAAUGAGUGAGAUUUCUGCUUCAGAAACUCCUUCCCCAUAUAGAAAAGGAAAUUUAUUUGAAAUCCAGUAUUUGGUCUUUUGGAAUGAUGACAAGGAAACUAAAAAGAAUAUUGGUUGGUUGAGAAGGCUGUAUGCCUCCAUGGCACCAUAUGUUUCAAAGUCCCCAAGAGCUGCCUAUUUGCAAGGAUUAAAAUAUCGGCCGUGCAGUUAA
Molecule: messenger RNA, 930 nt
Organism: Prunus armeniaca (apricot)
Lineage: Eukaryota; Viridiplantae; Streptophyta; Magnoliopsida; Rosales; Rosaceae
Source: the annotation of a GenBank genome assembly